CGUGGAACACUGGAGCACACCAAGACGGUCAACGUAGCUUGAGAGACUCGAAUCUGCCGCACGCACCAUGGGUAAGAAGAAGGCCUUUAUCAACAAGAAGGAAGCUCAGCACUUCCACGUCGUGCAUCGCUCGCAGCGCGAUCCGCUCAUCAACGACCCGACCGCGUCCAAGUUUGUGCUGCUCUCGGCCACGCAAGCGCAAGAGUUCGAUGGCUCGCAGGCGCCGUACGACUCGGGCGACGACGACGACGAUGACAUGCCCGACCUCGUCGCUUCGGCGCCGACCAAGCAAGUGCGCUUCGGCAACGUCGUCGCCCAGGACCUUGUGAACGAGCUCGGUAUGGUCAACGAUGGCUACGACUACACCAAGCACAUGCGGGAGAUUGGCCACGGCCAGUUUUACUCGGCCGGUGGCACCUACGACGAAGGCGCGGGUCUCCUCUCCAAGCGCGUCGUCUUGCCUGACGACGUCCUUGCGUCCAACACGGUCGAAUCGGAGCGUAUGCUCGAGGCGAUCACACUCACGGAGGACGUCAUGGACGAAGAUCUGCGCGAAGCGCUGACCAACGAAGAUGCGUUCGAAGAGCUCAACGAUGACUUUAUGCUGCAGGCUGCCGAGGACAAUGGCGAGGACGAUGGCGCCGCCGAUGGUUUUGACUACGAGGCGCACAUUGCCAAGCUCAUGGCAGCCGCCGACGGGAUCCCCAAGUACCGCGGCAACCUCAGCGACGACGAAGACGACGACGAGUUGGAUUCGGACGACGAGGAAGAAUUUAGCGACGACGACGACGACGAUGCGUAUGGCGAGAGCAAGGAUGACGCGCAGCGGGCGCUUGAUGAGGCGUUUGAAAAGCUCAUGGAAGAGGAGUACGAUGACGAGGAGAUUGGCGAGCUUGACGAAGAGGAGACGCGUGGCGAGCUGCUUCUCGAAGGCGCGCUGCUCGAGUCGAUCGUCCAGGACUAUGUCCACCUGCAAGAAGAGGUUAUGCAGACCGAAGGCCGCAUCGGCAACCCGCUCCGCACCGGCAACCGCCUCCAAGAAGUGCUCGCCGAGUGCGCGGCGGAGGACGCCUUGUACGAGAGCGAAGAGGAGGCGGAGCCCGAGUUGGCCAACAUGGACGACAUUGCGCACACCAACCCGUACUUGGCGCCGCGGGUCGAGGAUCAGUGGGACUGCGAGACCAUUGUCAGCACGUACUCGAACCUGGACAACCACCCGACACUGCUGCGCGAGCCGCGCCGUGAGAACCCCAAGAAGAAGAAGAAGAACGCGAACCAUAUCAUCCUCUCGUCCAAGACGGGCAUGCCCCUCAACAUCACGCCCAUCUCGGAAGAGGCCGAGAGCCAACACGACGAUGCGGUGAGCUACGUGGGCUCGGUCGUGCCGCAGCUCGUGCGCAACCGCCAGGAAACCAAGGAAGAGAAGAAGGAGCGCAAGCUGGCCGCCAAGGCGCACAAGCAGGAGCGGCGAACCGACAAGAAAGAGACCAAGAACAUCUUCAAGGACGAGAAGAUUCGCCAGCUCAACCAGCACGGGCCCCGCGCCGGCAGUGUCUCGUUCUUCAAGUAUUAAACCACAACACGCUCUGUUUCAUAUCUA
This is a messenger RNA of Saprolegnia parasitica CBS 223.65, 1600 nucleotides long. RefSeq lists its product as hypothetical. Gene Ontology annotation, biological process: ribosomal small subunit export from nucleus; ribosomal small subunit biogenesis. Lineage: Eukaryota; Oomycota; Saprolegniomycetes; Saprolegniales; Saprolegniaceae. Bases 68 to 1573 code for a protein of 501 amino acids. The transcript has 8 exons. The record is from RefSeq and is a predicted model, not a curated record. Gene Ontology annotation, cellular component: preribosome, small subunit precursor; nucleus; cytosol.